CAUAAUACCUAUCACAAUCAAUGAGUUUCUGUGUGUAAGAAUUGUUGUAUUUCUUCCACUCAUUUAAACACAUUAUCUAUCUAUCUACAUUCUGUAUAAGCAGUGAAAAAUGGCAGAAAGAAAGUUGAGUUGCUUCAAAGACAAGAGAUGGUCACUCCAUGGCAUGACAGCUCUAGUUACAGGAGGAACCCGUGGCAUAGGGCAUGCAAUUGCAGAAGAGUUAGCAGAAUUUGGGGCAGCUGUGCAUGUUUGUGCCCGUAAACAACAAGAUAUUGAUCGCUGUUUGGAAGAAUGGAAUAACAAAGGACUUCGCAUAACAGGGUCAGUGUGCGAUGUACUAUCUCAGGACCAACGUAAAGAUUUGAUGGAAAAUGUUGGAUUCAUUUUCCAGGGAAAACUUAACAUUCUGAUAAACAACGCAGGAACAGCUUCAACUAAGAGCCAUUUAGAUUAUACUGCAGAAGACGUAGCAGUAAUAAUGGGUACAAAUUUUGAGGCAUGUUUCCAUCUAUGUCAACUGGCACACCCACUUCUGAAAGCAUCUGGGUACGGCAACAUAGUAUUCAUAUCCUCUAUUGCAGGUCUGAAAGCUUUUCCUCUUUGUACUGCUUAUGCAGCCUCCAAAGGAGCUUUGAAUCAAUUCACAAAGAACAUAGCAUUGGAAUGGGCAAAGGAUAAUAUUCGUGCAAAUGCUGUGGCAUCUGGACCUGUUAAGACUCAACUUUUGGAUUCUCUCAUGGAAACUCCUGAUAUAGAUAAGCAAGUGGAGGCUUUGGUGUCUCUAUCACCAGCUGGUCGCAUUGGACAACCUAAGGACAUAUCAGCCAUUGUUGCUUUCCUUUGCCUUCCAGCUGCUUCAUACAUCACUGGACAAAUCAUAACAGUGGAUGGGGGUUUAAUAAUUUAAUUUUUUAUAACCAAAAUAAAAUUAAUUAAUUAAUUAAUGCCCAGAACAAGAAAAUCUCUGGACCAACUUGGUUUGUCUGAACUGGGAACUUAUAUUUCAAUUGUUAUUAUAUGUCUUA
Vigna radiata var. radiata (mung bean) is the source of this 1025-nucleotide messenger RNA. RefSeq names its product tropinone reductase homolog. The coding region runs from base 110 to 907 and encodes 265 amino acids. The record is from RefSeq and is a predicted model, not a curated record. The transcript is spliced from 5 exons. Lineage: Eukaryota; Viridiplantae; Streptophyta; Magnoliopsida; Fabales; Fabaceae. Gene Ontology annotation, molecular function: oxidoreductase activity.